Messenger RNA from Anastrepha obliqua, 7577 nucleotides. RefSeq names its product mediator of RNA polymerase II transcription subunit 12 (gene kto). Lineage: Eukaryota; Metazoa; Arthropoda; Insecta; Diptera; Tephritidae. Gene Ontology annotation, molecular function: transcription coactivator activity. Gene Ontology annotation, cellular component: mediator complex. The record is from RefSeq and is a predicted model, not a curated record. Gene Ontology annotation, biological process: regulation of transcription by RNA polymerase II.
UGUCCGAUAUAUUUAGUAUCUGUCGACUAUUUGGUGUUUUUAGAUAUCUGUCCAUCAUUAAGUUGGAAAGGAAAAAUAUAGUUUUAUUAUGAAUAGAUUCUAAUAUUUCAACUCUAAAGAAAUGUUGCCUUUACUACAAGAGAAAAGGCCUUUGAAAAGAUCUCGUUUAGGCCCUCCAGAUGUGUAUCCCCAAGAAGCAAGGCAGAGAGAAGAUGAAUUGACUCCGACAAAUGUAAAACAUGGGUUCGCUACCACUCCACCGUUGGCUGAUGAAUUUGGGACCGCUCACCAUUCAAAUAUGAAUGCCAAUAAAGUUGGGUCGUUUUUCAACUCAAUUUUAUCAAAGAAAGAGGAAUUGUUGACGUUGCAAGAUACAGUUCGAAAAAAACAACAAAUAAAUUGUAAAGAUAAUUUCUGGCCUGUUUCACCACGAACAAAAGGAGCUUUGGAUGCUUGGUUUAAAGAUCUUGCUGGAAACAAGCCACUUCUAAGUUUAGCAAAAAAAGCACCUUCUUUUAACAAAAAAGAAGAAAUUUUUAUUAUUCUUUGCGAUAACCAAGUUAAUAUGCAACGUGCCGCUUGGUUUAUUAAAUUAAGCGCGGCUUACACAUUAAGUUUUACUGAGUCAAAAAAUAAGAAACGAAGUAUAUACGACCCGGCAGUAGAAUGGACCGGUAAUAUUAUUAAGUUUAUGAAAGAGCUUCUUCCUAAGCUUCAUGAAUACUAUCAACGUAAGACAUUUGCCGUUGUUACUGCAAUUAAUAAUAAUAAAUUAUUUUCAGUUGGUUCAGAGAGGAAUUCGCAUAUUUGCAACACGUCGGGUUCUGGGGUCUCGGGCCAAAUAAUUUCAUCUCCUGUAGUCAACAGUCCAGUAACAGUUCACAGUCCAUUGACGAUUAAUUCAAUGCCUACCGCUCCUUGUGCAUCAUACGUUGGCAGUGCAUGUGCUGCCAAUACUAGUGGUAAUGCGUGUUCCGGCUCAAGUUCUCCCAUAUCUGGUAAUGGAAGUAAUUUCGAGGAUUGUCGAAAUGCCCUGAAAUAUUGGAAAUACUGUACGCGACUUUCCAAGUAUAUGCACGAAGAGUCUUUACUUGAUCGUCAAGAGUUUCUCAACUGGAUAUUGGAACUAAUGGAAAAACUGCGUUCACAGACAUCAUUUGAUACGUCUUUGAAAAAACUAAUACUUGUUUUUGCCUUGCAAUACAUGCCGGAUUUCGUUCAAUCCGAACGUUUGAGCAGAAAAUUAGCAAUAUUGGUUGCAAAAAAUUUAACAGUGCUUUUAGAUUCAAAUGUUGAAUUCCAUUCAUUAAACAAAACAAAUGAGGCUACCGGAGCCAAUAUGGAAGUUGAUAUUACCGAGGAAACCAAGUUAGUGGCGGAUUCAACGUAUGCAUCGUUAAAUGACUGUGUUAGUUGUCCUCAUCAUCGCGACAUUAUAUUGUAUUUAAGCACAAUUCUUCAAACAAUUACAUUAGAGUGUCCUACAGCAUUGAUAUGGAAUGGAAUUAAUGAAAGUCGCGCCUCAUCGGCAUUGUGCGGUAGCCCACUUGAUUACAUUAAUACAGUUCCAUCUGAAUUGCCGAUGCCACUCAAGUGUGAAAAAUCGAAUUCUAAUAUACGACGACAGCUCCAAAUUGCAGAGGCAGAAAUAUCUUUGCGUUCCAAGCACGCCCAAAAUAGUUGGUUUGCGGAAAAAUGGCGUAGCUCAAAAGUGAAUUCAUUCACCCAUGUGCUUAAAAUUCUUGACUAUCUAGAUACUCACUGUUUUGAUCGGAGAGAUAAUGAUAACAAUAUAGACUCACUUUACUCUAAAAUUUUUCCACUUCGUGAGACGAAAAGUUAUGAUUCUGAGCAAAUAAGUAAACAUAUACCGUACAUUCCUAAAAAGGACGCUCCUACAGUAAAAAUACUUUGUGAAUGGGCUGUCUCUAAUCAAAGAUGGGGAGAGCAUCGAGCCAUGGUUGUUGCUAUUUUGCUGGAUAAGCGACAAAUUGAAGUUACCUCUGGCGUGGACAAUGAUCAACCUCAUAAUUCAAAUUGCCAGGACGAAAAGGAUUCAAUCAAUUCCGGAGUUGGUUUAAUUGGUGGCUUACCAGUUUUUCAAUCAGUGUUAAUGGAUUUUUUGGAUCGAGAUGCUCCGGUUUUAGAUGAAAAUGGCUCACAACAAAAUCGUACCCAAUUUAUUAAUCUUGUGCAUCUUUUUAGCACAUUAAUACGUUUCGACGUAUUUUCACAUAAUGCUUAUAUGCAUACUUUGAUUUCGAGGGGUGAUCUUUUAAGGGAAAAUUCGAUAGCCGAAUUGGAUAAUGUAACCCGUAAUGAAGCGUCAUCAGUAUGUGGCACAGAGUCAGUUGAUAAUAAACCCUCUCCUACUCAUAAUUUUGAUGACGAGUUUACAUCCACUUUAGAUUUUAAACAUAGUGAAUUUGACGAUUCAAAUGUUGAUGAUGAUUUGGGGAAACUACUUCAAAAUAUUAAAGAAAAAGGUCAACAGAGCGCCCUGGAAACACCUGAUAGUCCGAAAUUACCCGAUAAUUCGCAGACAGAUUUGAAUGAGUCUCUUAUUUCACGUCAUUAUAUAUAUACAAAACAUUUCCCCAUACCUCAAGAUGAAACUUGCGUGUCUUAUAGCAAUGAGUGUAAUCAACGAUAUAUUUUGCUAUUUGGUGUCGGAAAAGAAAGAGAUGAAAAGAAACAUGCUGUAAAAAAAAUGUCUAAAGAAAUUUGUAAGCUUUUUUCUAAAAAGUUUAGCAUUGACAUUGCAGAAGGUGGAAAAGUAAAGAAACAUUCUCGAAAUGAGUUUAAUUUCGAAGCUACUACGAGUAAAUGCAAAAGUAUGGCAUAUUUUGAACAACAUGUAGUUACAUCUCAAUGUGCUAUUGUCGUAUUAGAACAACUCAAUGGGUUUGCGGCGGGUAAUAACAAUUACUUACCCGUUCAGGAACAUGUAGCCUUUUUGUUUGAUCUGAUGGAAAUGGCUCUUAAUAUACAUAGCUUGCUAGAGUUUUGUGAUCAUAUUCUGAAAGAGUUACCCGAAAUUGAAAACCAGUUACAAGCAAAGAAAUCUAAUUUGGUUCGAUUAUACACAACCUCUUUGGCUCUUUAUAUCGUUGGAAUACUACGAAGAUACCAUUCAUGUCUUCUGCUCAGUACGGAAGAGACUAUAUCAGUGUUUGAAGGAUUAUGCAAAACGAUAAAACAUGUCAACAAUCCUAAGGAAUGUAGCUCAGCGGAACGAUGUAUUCUCGCUUACUUGUCUGAUUUAUAUGAAAUAUGCAUUCUGCUUAAGUCGAAGGAAACUGAACCAGAAUAUUUUUCGAUAAUAGCUGUUAUGAAAGCUUUUAAAGAGCUAUACAACUCUCCAGAACAAUUAAGUGCUGUUCCGCAGACGUAUAAUCCUCAUUUUUUACAAGAACUAUUCAUAUCACCUAGAAGGGCUGGUAGAAUAGAUUUUCAUUGUAUUCGGCAACUACAAGACUCAUCAUCCAACGUCUAUAGUUUUGUAUCAAAUGCUAUUUUAGCCGUUUGUCAAGAGACUGAUAAUGACCGGUUAAACGAAAUUGCAAUAUUGUGUGCUGAGUUGACCGCUUCAUGUAAUUCACUUUCAGAGGAAUGGAUAGCGGCACUUCAAAGCAUUUGUAAUGCUUCAAAGAAACUUCGAUAUCCUCAUCUUUUCGAGCAAGUCGAUAUACAUGAUAACAAAAUCCAUAAUUCAUUAGCAGUUUUCAUUUGUAUUUUGGUGGCAAGGCACUCAUUCUCUUUAGCUGAUUUUGUGCUUAAGUUCGCACUUCCAACGUUAGCAUAUGCGUACCCUGUUGGCGGUGAAUUCACAACCGAUGCUGAAGCUGGAGCUCGUCUCACUUGUCAUUUAGUGCUAAAACUGUUCAAGACUAUUGAAAUACCACAGCCAAGAAUGUAUUCAGUAAGUACUUCACCGAAUCCAAUAAAUAUAGUUGGAGGAUCGUUCAGUAUAAAGUUGAGUUGUGAUCGUCACUUAUUAGUGGGUGCACACAAAAACAUUCCCAUACAAGCAGUUUUAGCUGUUAUAAAAGCGAUAUUAAUUGUUGUUGAUCUUAAAACACCAACGGUACCAAAUAAUAACGCUUCAGCAUUAAGUAGUGGGAAGCGCAGUGGUGUUAAUACACCGGUGCAUCCAGGAAGUACUCCAAAAACUAACGAUCGUCCGGCUGACUUGAGCCAAAUACUUGGUACGAGUGAUUUAUCAAAUAUUGCUUCGUGCAUAGACCAAGAUAUGAAUCAACCGAAUUCCGUGAGUAGUAAUGCAAAAUCUUUGGAGCAAGUGUCUUUGCUGGAAUUCGCGAACCAUGUUCUGAAACAAAUUUGUUCACAAGAACAUGUAUUAGAACGCUGUUUGAAACAUGCAGAUAAUUUAUGUGAAAUGAUUAUUGAUGAUAUGCUUACAACAAAACAAGUUCAGCGAGUACUAUAUAUGAUUUGCUAUCCUGAAGCUGAGUAUAAUAUAAUUUCGGAAAUGGACCAAAGAUCGAUGAUUGUUCGAAUUUUGGAAAAUCUUGAACAGUGGACUCUUCGAAUAUCGUGGUUAGAUUUGGAAUUAAUGUAUCGACAGUCAAUGAAUAAUCCGAAUGAACUGAACAAUUGGUUAGAUACUGUUGCCAAAGCUGCAAUUGAUGUUUUCCAAACAGAUAACGGAUCACCUACGCAUGGAGGAAAAGAAAUGUGUCGUGAAAAACAGUCAACUUGGCUAAUUGCUCCCUUAGUAUCUAAACUAACUCCAGCAGUUAAAGGCCGUGUUCUUCGUGUUGCUGGGCGAGCACUUGAAAGCAUGAAUUUUUUCGCUAAACUACCUAAGUCAGAUGGUAAUUGCAUUAACAAUGGGGAAGAACGCGAUAGAAAUACCAGUGCCGCGAUAAACCAAUCGUAUGGCGUAUUAAACGCUAAUAAUAGUGCCAAAAAGAUCACGUUGAACUAUCAACCCUUCUUAGGACUUAUUCUGUCUUGUUUGAAUGGUCAAGACGAAUAUAAAGAAAGCCUCCUGGUAUCGUUAUACUCACAGCUCUCUCACUGCUUGCAGUCAUUCUCUGAGUAUGAUUCUUUAAAUGAAUUCAAUGAUCCACAAGAACGGGAAGAAAUAUUAGAUGCACUGCAAUUACGUUUUUCCUUGGUCGGUGGAAUGUUUGAUACAAUACAGAAAAAUGGCACAUCAACAACAGACUGGGCUAUUCUUCUGACACAGCUGGUUUGCCAAGGAGUCAUUGAUACAAGCUCUAAUCGAGAACUUUUUACAACAGUUGUGGAUAUGCUAGCUACACUUGUGCACUCGACUUUAGUGACAGAGAGCCAAUCUGAACGUGACGAAAAUAAAAAACUUUAUCUCAAUCUUAUAAAAAAGUUAAAAAAAGAAAUUGGAGAAAAAAACAAUGCUUCAAUAAGAGUUAUUCGUCAGUUAUUACCACUUUACAAGCGAACAGCCGAGGUUAUAUCAUGUGAACCGGCCGGUGUCGAUAUGAAAGGAAACAAAAUUUGUGAUAUGGACAAAAAACAGCUUAGGAUUUCUGAUAAGCAGCGCAUAAGUGUUUGGGAUAUAUUGGAAGGUCAUAAAAACCCAGCACCCUUAUCAUGGGUUUGGUUUGGUGCAGUCAAAUCCGAAAGGAAAUCUCUUACAUAUGAAGAAACACAUCGAAGUCUUAAAUACCAUGGUCACAGUUUGGUUAAGCCUUACAAUUAUUUUUAUGAACCCUUGGCGCUACCUCCCGAAGACAUAGAGCCUGCGCCGGAAAAAAUCAGUAUUAAAGAUGAAAUGAAGCCAGAUACUCCAUCAUCAGUGGAUCAGUCACCUAGUGCCGUCACAUCUGGAAAAACUCGAGGGAAGGGAACAACGCGAAAGCGUAAACCGAAAAAUUCAAAAACUUCUCCAUCGAAUGUCUCAACACCCUCACAGAUGGCUCCACAACCGCAACAAUCUCAAGUUCAGUCGCAAAACCCGCAACAGAUGAACUCCCAAAGUCAAAUCAAUCAAAUGCAAAUUAAUACGCAGGUAAACGUUCAACAAUUUAACUCAAAUCAAUUGUUACAACCCAAUUCGGGCGUCAUGAUGCAGCAACAGCUGCAAGGAAAUUUACAUCAGCUUAAUAAUGCUCCAAAUGCCCAAAUUGGUUUUAUGGGAAACGUGCCACAGGGAGUAUCUCAACUAAGUGGUCAAAAUCAACAACAUUGGAUAGGACAAAAUCAAUACCAUCCGAUUCAGCAGCAACAGCAAUUCUAUCCUCAUCAAGCAAAUCGGUUUGAACGGCCACAACUGAAUCAAUCUAAGCAAGCUUUGUGUAAUAUGCUACGACAACGUCAGCCUACAUUUAAUCAAAAUAACUCCGCACAAUUUAAUGCCAUUCAGCAACAUCAACAAAUACGUCAGACACAAGGGCAACAAACGCAAGGUCCUAUUGGUUCUGUGCCACAACAGUUCGUUAGAGGAGGUAUGAGGGGAAUUGCAUCGUCUCAGAGUCAGCUAACAAGUGGUAUUAAUGGGGUUAAUAUACCUCAGGGCGUUAAUCAGAAUAAUAUGCCUGGACAGCAGAUUACUCCACAGAAUAUAAAUGCUCAAGUCAAUAGCCAAACAAUGGCUUCAUCUAAUCCCCAAAACAACUUAAUGAAUGUUCAGCCUGCAUCUGGGCUAAUAGGAUCAGGAAAUGUUUUACAACAGAAUGUUAACUUAGGAAGUGGCAAUGGGAAUCAGAACAUCAUUAGUCAAGCAACGAAUCCAUUUCACAAUUUUAAUCAAUAUCAACAACAAGGAUUGAUAAAUAACAGUGGAAGUGGUCAAGUUCAAUCAUCUAACAUGGUAGGCGCCUAUAAUCAAAUAGGGCAAAGAAACAAUUCAUCAGAUUAUCUCCAACAACGGGGAAGUAAUAGUCGAGGACAGUUCGUAAAUCCGAAUCCCAACGUUACCAUGGGAAAUAUUAUAGGGCAGAAUACAAUAUCACCCUAUUCAAGGCAACCAACAGCAACUGGGAAACCAGGUGUGGUAUCGUCCCAGCAACAAUUUCAGCAACAAAGAUUACAUCACCAAAUGAUGCAAAUCCAAGGUGGAAUGGUGCAAUCCCAAAAUCAGAAUAUAAAUCAGCAGCAGACUCCAAACUUGGUCGCUCAACUUCAAAGGCAGCUGCCGAAUCAACAUAAUUUAUCUGUUCAGCAGUAUCAACAUCAUCAGCCACCAUAUUGAGCAACUAAUUGAUUUAUGCAUACACACAUUUUCUACUGUUAAGCGAGAAUCGCUUUACAUUAAAAUAUAAUAUAUAUAUGUAUAUGUAUAGCAUAUGUAUAUACAUAUAUGUAAUAAUUUUUAUUUGUGUAACUAUUUAAAAAAUACUAAUUCUUUUCGUAAUAUCAGAUUCGAGACUUUAAGGAGAAAAUAAUUUCGAGUAGCAGACUUAGAGAUACUUUGAUUAAACUUUAGUCCAUAGGCACACUGUGUUUAAGUAGUGAGAGGAGCAAUCUGAUUGACUACAGAAACAUUUAAUCAGAAACAAAAAUAACGGUUAUCUCGAAUUUAUAAAUUGAAAUUAAUUAGAUAAUAAAUAUUUUUUUCGUCGACUGAUAAA